Messenger RNA from Polychytrium aggregatum, 949 nucleotides. RefSeq lists its product as uncharacterized. The record is from RefSeq and is a predicted model, not a curated record. Gene Ontology annotation, biological process: box C/D snoRNP assembly. The transcript is spliced from 5 exons. Lineage: Eukaryota; Fungi; Chytridiomycota; Chytridiomycetes; Polychytriales. Bases 58 to 795 code for a protein of 245 amino acids.
GGCCAAGCAAUCCGCUCUGUCCAGAUCGCUGCAGACCAAGAACACCGCAGCCAACUCAUGAGCGACCAGCAACCACCAGCCCGGCCCACUGCCGAUCAGUCUCUGCUCGGAAUCCGAGAAAAGCCACCAGCAUCCCUCCUGUUGAACGAGCCGCCCCAAGAGCCGCCCAAGACAUUCAGAAGCACAGGGCCUUCAGAUCUGCUUUCGCGAGUAGGACAGUUCCUGCCCCAGAUUCAAGCAGCCAAUGUGGAGCUUAGUGCCCGAAUCCAACAGGGCGAAAGCGUCGAUAUCGAGCAAAUCGCCGCCAAAGGAGCACGAUACAUUCAGAUGGAUUUGGGGCUCGGCGUAUUCGAUGUCGAGCCCAAGGCUCGAGAGCGCACCGGGGACGAAAUCACUCUGAACCCGAAUGAGGCCGCCGAACGGGGGACGGCUCGCAAGAGGCCCAAAAUCCAAGUCCUUGGCUCCGAGCCGUCUGAGGCGCCAGAGUCUUUGCAAAAGCGGCAGAAAGUUCCGCAAGAGGGUGAUUUAGAUCGAAACCAAAGCUGCAACGAAACCGCAUUGGACGGGACGGGCAUGGUCCAGUCCGACGAUGAAGCUGAAGACGAUGUCGAGAAUAACGCUGAAUAUGAUAGUGAAGAGGAUAGUGAUGGUGGCGAGAGUAGUCCAGAUGAGGACGAAGAUGAAGACGAAGGCGAGGACGAAGAUGACAGCGGCACCGACGAUAGCGAUGAAGAAGGCAGCACAGAUACGGCUGGUGGACAGCAUUCUCGAACGGAGGAACUCGGCAAUAGAUGACCAGACAGCUAGUCUGUCGUGGAGUGUCAUCAUAUCUGUAUCUCCUCACAGCACAAAUACAACUUCCACAGAAUGUGACGGCCACACUGCCUCUAUGGAUCUUCUUCUGGAUGAAAAUACAUCGAUUCGCAUCAGACCUGGCAUGGCCGAUCAC